Phaedon cochleariae (mustard beetle) is the source of this 1449-nucleotide messenger RNA. Lineage: Eukaryota; Metazoa; Arthropoda; Insecta; Coleoptera; Chrysomelidae. The record is from the annotation of a GenBank genome assembly.
CUUACCUUCAACUUCAGAUGAAAGAAUAUAAAAUUAUAAAAUAUAAAUAAUUAUUAAAAUUAAAAGUGGAGCCACUCAUUCAUGUUUUACGUGUUGUAUUAAAAUUGGGAUGUGCUAAUCCAAUGUGAUACUUUAUUAUUUUGUUAUAAGUAAAUUUUUGUGUGAACUGUGAUUAUGACUACUGAACAGAAAUUUCACGCAGCUGUUAAUGUUAUUAGGAGUUUGCCAAAAAAUGGUUCUUAUCAACCCAGCAAUGAGUUGAUGUUGAGGUUCUACUCAUAUUUCAAACAAGCCACUAUUGGUUCUUGUGAGGGAUCUAGACCUGCAUUCUGGGAUAUCGUGGGUCGAGCUAAAUAUGAUGCAUGGAAAAAACUUGGUGAUAUGUCCAAAAAUGAGGCUAUGGCCAGAUAUGUUGAUGAGUUGCAUUCGAUUGUCGAAACGAUGAGUUAUUCCGAUAAAGUAGCGAACUUUUUGGAGGCCCCUACAGAUGAAUUGGAAGCUAUCAAUAUGGAGGACCUAGAAUUGAUAGCUGGGGAUGUUAUGGAAAGAGUGAGGUCACAACCUAAUUCUCCUUUAGGUUCCAGGGAGGUAUCUCCUGUCAGAUUGGGAUCAAAGAGUUCUAGUGUGAGAUCUAGUUGCUCUCCUUCACCUGAUAUCCCAGCAGAUGAAUCUGAUGAUGAAUACAUUGAUACAAUUGAGAAUCCAGAACCAAGAAAAUUCACUAGCAUAUCAGAUUGCCUAGGAACGCUUAACGAACCUAUUCAACACCAACACAUUUCACGAGCAAGAACACGGUCUACUCCGGGUAUAGACAUAUCUCAAGAAAUUUCCAAAGCAGUGCAAAGCUUGAGGAGCGAUAUCGGUAGGUUAACAGAUAGAAUGGACUCGAUAGAGAAUGCCAGUAAAACUAUAACACAAUCAAGACGAAAAGGAAUGUUUGGCGGGAUGUCGAUGCAGCUUAUUGUUUUUAUUGUCACUUGGCCAUUUGUCGCACAUUUAAUCAUGAAUAGAUAUCUCAGUAGGAGAACUUAGUUUCAAUUCUGGAUGAGGUUUAUACUAUUGUAAUUUGAGGUGAAAAAAAAAAUCCUUGAAGGAGAUUGUUUAAAGUGGUGGGUUUAGAUGGUUGUGACAAUUUUCUCAUUAAGAAUAUAAUUUCAUGACAAAAUAGGUAAGGUAAAAGUAUGUAUUGUGCAAUACUUUGGUGGAUUUGCAAUUAGCUACAAAAUGUGAGUAUCAAAUGGGUUUGGAUGGCACAUUUCACAAAGUUUCACUUGAUGAAUAAUAAAAGUGUGGAAUCUGUUUGAAGCAAAUUACCUACCAUAAUGUUAUUUUUUAUUCUCAAUUUCAGUGAUAUGUGAAUAUGGUGUGGAUGUUUUUAAGACAGUUUUAUUGUUAUGUAUAUACAGAAUUUUAUAUCGUAUUUUGGUUUGGAAUAAAAAUAAUAUAAUG